AUGGGUCAGGCGGGUCCCGCGUCUGCAGGCUUAGUACCAAAUGGGUUCGAGCCACGUGUUGAGGGUCUCAAUGAGCACACACUGAUCUGGUGUAGUGUGAAGGGGUACGAAGUGUGUAGUGAAGCAAAGAGGGGACUGGCGCAGAACAGAGAAAGAGUAAGAAGAAGCAGAGAGGGAGAAGGAGAGGCAGCUCAGAGUGUUUAUUUGAAGAGUAUGUUUGUCAAAGUAGUGUACUUGGAGAAGUUAUUGGUCAAUUUGAGAGUACUGGAAGAAACUGGUGGGUCUUGUUUAGCAGUAUUCCAUGCUAAUGGCAAAGAUUGA
Molecule: messenger RNA, 321 nt
Organism: Prunus armeniaca (apricot)
Lineage: Eukaryota; Viridiplantae; Streptophyta; Magnoliopsida; Rosales; Rosaceae
Source: the annotation of a GenBank genome assembly